CUCUCUCAAUUUCUCUUUCCCUUCCUCCUCAACAAACUAAAUCUCUUAUUAUUUAAAAAAAAAAAAAAAAUAAUCACAAUCUAAACGCUUCUUAAACGCAAAGCAAUUCAACUUUCCAUUCAGAGAGAAAAGUCCAGGUAGCUGCAGUUUGGCUUUAACAUGGAAGAAGAGACACAAGUGAGUUCAGAAAUCCCAGUGAUAAAGUCAGUUGAGGACGUUGCUGUUCCAGUUAAGGUAAUAAACGGAGACAUGCCAAAUGUUGGAAAAGAAGGGAAGAAAGAAGAGGAGGAAAAUACCUUUGAUGGUGAAUUUAUAAAGGUGGAGAAGGAAUCUUUGGAUGUGAAGGAUGUUUCUCAUGUAGCGGAUACAACAUCUGCAAAUGAUGACAAGCCAUCCGUUGUUCAAAGAAGCUCAAGUGGUUCCAGCAGAGAAUUACUGGAAGCCCAAGAGAAGAUGAAAGAACUUGAGCUUGAACUGGAAAGAGUUGCUGCUGCAUUGAAGCAUUCAGAAUCUGAGAAUACGACACUGAAGGACGAGGUUUUACUUACAAAAGAAAAGUUGGAAGAAAGUGGGAAGAAAGACGAGGAGCUUGAACGCAGUCACAAGAAAUUGCAAGAGCAGAUUGUUGAAGCCGAGGAGAACUACAGUUCAAAGCUCAAUGCUUUGCAAAAAACUUUGCAAGCUCAAGAAGCAAAGCACAAGGAACUGAUAGAAGUGAAAGAAGCAUUUGAUGGUCUAAACCUUGAGCUGGACGGAUCAAGAAAGAGAAUGCAAGACUUGGAGGAUAAGCUGCAAACCUCUAUUGGAGAAGCUCGGAAGUUUGAGAAACUGCACAAACAAAGUGGUUCACAUGCAGAAUCUGAGACACAGCGGGCCUCGGAGUUUGAGAGGUUGCUUGAAGUGGCGAAUGCAAGUACAAAAGAAAUGGAAGGUCGGAUGGCUACACUACAAGAAGAACUCAAGGGCCUGUAUGAGAAGAUUGCUGAGAGUCAGAAAGUAGAAGAAGAACUAACGAGCACCAAAGCAGAUCUUUUUGCAGUUCAAGAAGGUUUAGCACUUUCAAAAUCACAAGUGCUGGACUUGGAACAAAGACUUUCUUCAAAUGAAGCUCUUGUAAGUGAACUGACUCAGGAGUUGGAACUCAAAAAGGCAUCAGAAUCACAGGUGAAAGAAGAAAUCUCUGCUGUCAAUGAUCUGCUCGCCUUGUCUAAGGAAGACCUUCAAGCAAAGAUUUCUGAGUUGGAAGAUAUCAAGUUGAAGCUACAAGUCGAAGUCAAUACAAGGGAAUCAGUUGAAGCUGGUUUCAAAGCCCAGGAAGCACAGAUCUCAACUGUACAGGAAAAUCUGGCUAAAGUAACUGAAGAGAAGGAAGCACUUGAAGCAGCCAUGGCUGAUCUUACCAGUAAUUUAGCAAUCACGAAGGAGUUGUGCAGUGAACUUGAGAAAAAAUUGAAGGUUUCAGAUGAGAAUUUCAGUAAAACAGAUUCUCUUUUGUCUCAAGCUUUGUCUAAUAAUGCAGAGCUUGAGCAGAAGUUGAAGUCUCUAGAGGACCUCCAUAAUGAGUCGGAAGCUGCAGCAGCAACUGCUACUCAAAAGAAUCUUGAGCUUGAGGAUGUAAUCCAAGCUUCAAAUGAAGCAGCUGAAGAGGCAAAAUCACAAUUGAGAGAGCUUGAGACACGCUUUAUAGCAGCAGAACAAAGGAAUGUGGAACUUGAGCAACAGUUAAAUUUAGUUGAACUUAAAAGCAGCGACACUGAGAGAGAAGUGAGAGAAUUUUCUGAGAAAAUCUCUGAACUCAGUGCUGCAUUAAAAGCAGUCGAGGAAGAAAAGAAACUACUGGGUGACCAAAUGCAAGAUUACCAGGAAAAGAUAACCCAGCUGGAAUCAACCCUAAACCAGUCAUUCUCACGGAAUUCAGAGCUUGAGGAGGAGUUGAAGAUUGCCAAGGAGAGAAGUGCUGAACACGAGGACAGAGCCAACAUGAGUCAUCAGCGCAGCACUGAACUAGAAGAUUUGUUCCAGACAUCCCAUUCCAAAGUAGAGGAGGCUGGCAAGAAAGCGAAUGAGUUGGAGCUGUUGCUAGAAGCGGAGAAGUAUAGGAUUCAGGAACUUGAAGAGCAAAUAAGCACAUUAGAGAAGAAAUGUGAGGACAAAGAAGCAGAAUCCAAGAAACAAUGUGAUCAUGUAUCUCAACUGGCAUCAGAGUAUGAGGCGUUCCAGGCAAAAGCAUCAAGCUUAGAAGUUGCGCUGCAAAUGGCAAAUGAUAAGGAGAGGGAGUUGACAGAAUCCCUGAAUGUUGCAACAGAUGAGAAGAAAAAGUUAGAAGACUCAUCGAAUGGCUACAGCGAAAAGCUUGCUGAAGCUGAAAAUCUAUUGGAAGUCUUGAGGAAUGAAUUAAGUCUGACACAAAAUAGGCUGGAAAGCAUCGAGAAUGAUCUUACUGCUGCUGGAUUGAGAGAAAGUGAGGUAAUGGAGAAACUUAAAUCUGCUGAAGAGCAACUGGCGCACCAAGGUAAGGUGUUAGAGGAAGCUACUGCCAGAAACUCAGAGCUUGAAUCAGUACACACAUCCCUGACAACAGAGUCAGAGCUUAAACUACAAGAAGCAUUAGCAAACUUCAGCAUCAGGGACUCUGAGGCAAAUUCUUUGAUCGAGAAACUGAAGCUUCUUGAAGAUCAAGUGAAGAUUUAUGAACAGCAGGUAGCCGAAGAAGCUGGAAAAUCUGCAUCAUUGAAGGAGGAGUUGGAUACAUGCUUAUCUAAGCUAGUUUCUUUAGAGAGUGCAAAAGUAGAACUUGAAAGGCAAGUAGCAGAAACAGGAAAUAGAGCUUCCAUCUCUUCCUCAGAGAAUGAACUUUUAGUUGAGACAAACAAUCAGCUCAAAAGCAAGGUUGCCGAACUUCAGGAAUUAUUAAAUUCUGCAAUCUCUGAAAAGGAAGUCACUGCCCGACAACUUUCUUCUCAUAUGAACACUAUUACAGAGUUAACAGAUCAGCACUCAAGGGCAUCAGAACUUCAUUCUAUAACUGAAGCUCGCAUCAAAGAAGCAGAAAGUCAAUUGCAUGAGGCUAUUCAAAGAUUUACUCAGAGAGAUACAGAAGCCAAUGACUUGAAUGACAAGAUAAAUGUGCUUGAAGGCCAAAUAAAAAUAUAUGAAGAACAGGCUCAAGAGGCAUCAAUGAUUGCUGAAACUCGGAAAAUUGAGCUGGAAGAGACUGUCUUGAAGUUGAAAAAUCUGGAAAGUAUUGUUGAGGAGCUGCAAACCAGGUCAGGUCACUUUGAAAGAGAGAGUGGAGGAUUGGCUGAGGCAAAUCUGAAACUAACUCAGGAUCUGGCUACGUAUGAGACCAAACUCAGUGAUUUACAAGCAAACUUUUCUGCAACCCUUGUGGAGAAGGAUGAAACUAUUGAACAGAUUAAUGCAUCAAAGAAGGAUUUAAAACAGCAGCUAACUUCUGAAAUUCAAAGACUGCAAUCUCAGAUUUCUUCAGUCAUGGAAGAAAACAACCUGCUUAAUGAAACAUAUCAAAACGCUAAGACGGAACUUCAGUCUCUGAUAUCACAGCUUGAAGGACAACUGCAACAACAGAAGGCAAUCGAAGUCACUUUAAAGUCCGAGAUUGAAAGUCUCAAGUCUGAGGCUGCUGGGAAGUCGGAGUUGGAAAAUCGUCUCAGGGAAGUUGAAGAGCAGUUGGUGACAGUUGAAACUAAAUUAAAAGAAGAGGUUGAAAACGUUAAAGCAGGAGCUGCUGGAAGAGAGGCAGAACUUAAUUUGAAAUUGGAGGAUCAUGCACAUAAAGUCAGUGAUAGAGAUGUAUUAAAUGAACAAGUGCUGCAACUACAGAAAGAGUUACAACUUGCCCAGACAGUGGUUGCCGAGCAGAAAGCGGCAGAUUCUCAUAAAGAAAGUGAACGAGAAGCGGCCCUGAAGCAUUCCCUUGAGGAGCUCGAAGCUAAGAACAAAGAAGUUGAAACUCUAGACAAGCAAGUGAAAGAGCUUGAGCAGAAAUUGCAAGCUAAACUGAAGAGCGAAGUGGACAGUCCGACAGAAUUGAAGGAAGUAACAGAGGUGAGAUCCAGAGACAUCGGAUCGACUCUUUCGACACCUACAAAACGAAAAAGCAAGAAAAAGUUAGAAGCAGCAGCAGCAGCUGCUCAAACUUCUUCCUCCUCCUUGGAAACACAUACUCACGGUCACGAUGUUUCUGCUGCCACAAAAAUCAAGUUCAUCAUCGGAGUCGCCCUGGUGUCUGUGAUCAUUGGCGUAAUUCUUGGGAAACGAUAUUAGUUUUGGGAUUGUGGAUUUGGGUUUUACCUUUUGUUUCGUAUAAAUUAUAUGCACAGAAGAAUCGAAAGCUUUGUUUGUAUGGUUUCUUUAUUAAGGUUUUGAUUUUGAUUUUGAGGUUGGUCAGGGAAUUUGUUUUUUGAUUUCUAUCCCUUGCCUGUAUCAAAGAAAAAUGCAAAUGAUUCAUGUAAUUUUAUCAGUUUGAUGUAUGUAAUUAAGCAUUUAAUAAUA
Messenger RNA from Pistacia vera, 4515 nucleotides. RefSeq names its product putative leucine-rich repeat-containing protein DDB_G0290503. NCBI's taxonomy places the organism in Eukaryota, Viridiplantae, Streptophyta, Magnoliopsida, Sapindales, Anacardiaceae. The transcript is spliced from 7 exons. The record is from RefSeq and is a predicted model, not a curated record. Bases 160 to 4287 code for a protein of 1375 amino acids.